CAAACAGCGUCUUUUCCCUAGAAACAACGAAUUUCUUUUGAAUGAAAGAAGUACCAUGCAGGAGGUAGCAGACAUGUUAAGAUAUAGAUGUAGACGUUGGUCGCCAUGUCGGCAUGUUUAUCUCACCCUUGCACUUCUGAUUAAUCUACUUUUUGCAGAAACUUCCAGUCUUCAAUUUACAACAGAGCCAGGGAACCACGUAGCAGUCAGAGGGCAACAAACAUGGUGGCAUUGCUCGGCGCACAGCGAUCAAGCCGUCACAUACACAUGGCUCCGUGGGAAUCAGCCAGUCAACGGCCAGCCGAACUUUGAGGUACUCUCAAACGGCACGCUUCAUAUAGUAAAUGUCGGCCAGUUGGAAGUUGGUUCGUACUUGUGCCGCGCCCAGACGGGCGGGGUUAUCAUCACUAGCAGGGAGGUUGUACUUUCUCUAGCGACCCUCCAAAGCAUUUUCCUCACAAGUCCUCAGAGUCAGAGCGAGAACAUCGGAAGUUCCGUUUCCCUUUCCUGCAGCAUCGUCAGCAAUCCCCAGGCCUCGAUAUCCUGGCUCUUCAAUGGCGGUGAUGUCACUGAUGAUGCAACGUCAGUUUCCAUAACAACAGUAGACUCGGCCACAAGGAGCACAUUAAGUAUUAGCACACUGGAGCACAAACAUGGCGGACAGUACCGCUGCCUAGCGACCAAUCGUCUCUUGCCAAGUUCUGUUGUAUACAGCGGUAUUGCCUCGCUGAUGCUGAUUGGUCGACCAGGAUUUACCAGCACUCCAUCCCCAGAGAUGGUGGCCGUUGGUGGGACAGUCAGCUUUCACUGUGAGACCACCGGCAGUCCACCAGCCACAAUCCAGUGGCUCAACCCAAAUGACAUUGCUAUUCAGAGCAAUAGCCGUUUUACAUCGACCCAAACAACUCUCCGCAUCACCAACGUCCAAUCAGCAGACGCUGGGUUUUACACUUGCCUGGCCACCAACGAGUGGGGCGAGAACAGAGGGUCUGCGUUGCUGACGGUAACCCAAUCCACACAGCAGGUCGUCUUUACAAGGGUACCAGUUGAUCAGUCAGUUACCGUUGGAGGCAGAGUGACUCUUGCGUGUAGUGCCACUGGUACUCCGGAUCCCGUCAUCACAUGGAGCAAGAUUGGAGGCAGCAUCCCCCUGGAUAGAAUGGAAUCACCUGCUCCUGGUUGGCUAAGAAUAACUAGCGUCAUAGCAACAGACUCUGGGGUGUACAUCUGUACAGCCAGCAACGGGCUGCAAAGUGCCACAUCACAAGCACAACUCAUUGUACUCGUUCCACCAAGUUUCACAGCAUCCCCGGCUGAUACCAUUGCAAGGGUAGGGGCGUCUACUUUCUUCCAAUGCAAAUCGGAUGGGAACCCCACCCCUACCAUCACAUGGACCACGCCGACUACGAGUACGCUGUUAGCUCCGAGCGGGCUCCACUCCGGGGUGGAAGUGUCGGCCGAUGGAACGCUGACAGUCAGCCCAGUGGAUAGGAGACAUGCCGGGUCUUAUGUCUGCACGGCGACGAACUCAGUGUCAGUUAUAAGCCAGAGUGCAACGCUUGAAGUGCAGAGCUCACCGAUCAUCACGACUUUCCCCGUCGACCAGAGAAUCAUCGAAGGCUCAUCAACUCAAAUCUCCUGCAGAGCAGACGCCAAUCCGUCCCCGGCCGUGACGUGGCUGUUCAACGGGGUUGCCAUUACCAACGACCCCAAACACAGCGUCUACGGCAACGGUGACCUUACACUGAUGAAUAUUGAGAAGAAUCAAGAAGGGUCGUACAAGUGUCAGGCUCAGAACUUUCUCGGGGUUGAGGAAACGUCGGCAUUUGUUGUCGUCCUGGUUCCUCCAGAUUUUGAUGUGUACCCAACCGACCAGACCAUAGAGCUUGGUGACUCGGUGCGACUAGACUGUGUGGGGACGGGAGACCCUCUGCCUGUCCUGCAAUGGCUGAAGGAGGACCAACCUCUGGUGCUAGAAUCCAACGUUGCAGUACUGAGUAACUUCAGCCUGAUGGUGAAUGACAUCACAAAAGCCAAUCUAGGGAGUUACACAUGUGUGGCUACCAGUGAAGCGGGUACCAAGCAGAUCUCGGCUCACGUCUGGACGCCUGAUAUACCGUUCUUCAGCGUCCCGCCGACCAACACAACGGCAAACGAGUCCAUGUCGGCAACCAUUCCAUGCCAAGCCUCGGCCCGCAGAGAACCAACUCUCCGCUGGUACCUCGCUGAUGACACUGGUACCCAGGGGGAUGAAGUAGGAUUAGGGACAAAUCCAGUAGGGUCAAGAGGGGCGAGGAGUUUCGUUGCGGCAGAUGGUGGAUUGGUCUUCCCAGCUGUUUUGCGAUCAGACGAGGGACUGUAUGUGUGUGUUGCGGACAAUGGUAUCGGAAGUGUGGACAAGGUGGCGAAGCUACUGGUUAACAUUCCUCCCGAUGUGAUCUCAGUCACAAGUCCAAUCACCGUUCUCGACACAGCCACCCACGUCCUCCUCCAAUGCGAGACGACUGGCCGUCCAACGCCAAGUCUAGCCUGGUUCUUACCAAACGGUAUGCUAGUACCCGACGAUCCAUCCAAGUAUAACUCACAGCCUGACAACGGCUACCUUGUCGUUUACCAACCGUCCAUUGAGGAACACGAUGGAGACUUCACUUGCGUCGCUGAGAACUUUCUCGGGAAUGAUAGUGCGGUGGUGACCGUCAUAGUUCAAGGUGCUCCUAUCCUAAGUCACCAUCUCGCUACAAGAAGCGACAACGCAGUCACCUUACAGUGUUUCACCAAGGGCUCCCCAACACCCACCACCAGAUGGAUGCGAGAUGGUCAGAACGUCAAUAGCGCCCUUGCUGGUCACUUUAUCAGGAGCGAUGACGCAUUGGUCAUUCAGGAUCUUGGGUUAGCCGAGCAAGGGGUGUAUGUGUGCCUUGUUGAGAACUCGUACGGAUCUGUGUCGGCUACAUUUAGAGUCCCAGAUAUUCCUGGUACCCCGCAGGUCAACGCAAUCACCUCGACAUCAGUGGAUCUAUCCUGGUCCCCACCCACACCAAACAGCAAUCUGACGGGCAUCAGUUACCAGCUACAGUAUCUAAGGUUCACAGACUCUGAGUAUCGAGACUAUCUCGGGAACCUCGGAGAACCGUCCGUUUCAGUGACUGGUCUGGUACCCUAUACUGAUUACACCUUCAGGGUGCGAGGUGUGAAUGAGAUGGGAGCUGGUUCAUUUAGUCCAGUGACACCAUUGUUAUUGACGGCAGAAGGAGCUCCCGGGGAGCCUCGUGACCUUUUAGUGACCCCUACUGGAGAUGUGUUGAUUGUGAGAUGGACGGAGCCUGAAGCCAUUAAUGGAAAUCCAGAUAACAUCGUCUACCAAAUUGCAUACACGCUCCGAGAUGACCUGUCCGGUGGUCAAGAGAUAGUCCUGACCCAUGACCACAACGAUCUUCCAUUCUCUGUGAUCAUUCCUACGGUCGGACGUAACGCUGAGUACUUGAUCCGCCUCCGUGCUGGCAACACCGCCCUCGGCGAAUGGAGUGACUACGUCAGCAUGAGUGUGAUGACUCUGAUUAAUGCACCUGUGAAGAGUGUGACUGGUCUGAAAGCCAUAGCUUUCGGAUCAUCUCAAGUCAAAGUCAUGUGGGACCCGGUGAACGACACAUCGUUGGAACAUUACAACAUCGCUUUCCGUCAGCUCGACAGCAACAUGUCUUAUCAAACAGUUCAAGUUACUGGCAUCACCACCAGUAACUUCACCAUCAUGGGACUACGAGAGAAUACCAACUAUCGGGUCAAGAUGUCCUACAAUAAUCCGGGGGGUGAAGGACCCUACACCCAAGAAGUCUUGGUGACAACUGAACUUGAGCCGUUGAGCCCCGGUGGAUUUUCAAACACUGGACUUUCCGGUGGCGUCUUGGCGGCCAUCAUCUGUGCUUCAAUAGCGAUCGUUCUCCUAAUUCUCAUCUUAGCUGUUAUCCUCUGGCAACGUAAACAUGACCCGACCAGCUGGAUCGGAAGGAAACGCCUCAAUCCGGAUGCAUUGUGGAUCCAUAAAAGCUUUUCCUAUGGAGAUGAUCAUUCUCUUGAUUCAUAUCCGGACGAUAGCAGUGGCACUUCCGGUCAAAAGGGAACCUACGAUGUUGCGAUCGUCAACGAGAACUACCAAGCUGACGACACUGUGAUGUCCACGGACUCGGCGUAUGACCUCGGCAGCAGUCAAAGGUCAAAAGGUCAAACAGAUGAAGAAGAGCACAAGAAGAAGAAGAAGAAGAAAAAGCACAGAGGAUGGUCAGACAUGAUAUACAGGAGCCCCAAGAACCCGGAGGUGGUAUUAGUCAAGAAGGCUAUCAUUGGCGACUUCAGUCCUCCGCCAGUUCUCCUUGCCGACCAGACCAUCAACGAAGAUCAAUCCAUCGACACCACAGACGCACCUCCCAAAGAGAAACUCUUUAAGGCUCAGGGCGACGUCGACGAAGAAGACCCCAUCGGCCUCGCUCUCCAAUCUCCAAACAUCUCAGCCAUCUCAGAUGACUUCCCGCCACUCCCGCCGGCCGAGUUUCCCGUCGGCGCCGAGUUCUUGACGGCAGAGUUUCCCGUCUUCCCGAAUGCCAACGACAGCAUGCACCUCGCCAGUGAGCUGAACAUCGACAGCAAACAGAUGAAGAAGAUGACUCGGAAGACAGAUAGAGAACAGAGGAAGAAAGAGAAGAAAGAUAAGAAGGAGAGGGACCAAGAGGUGGGAUCGAGACGGAGGAAGCUCUCGGAUCGGAUCAGCGCUAAGAUUAACCCGCGCAAACGUGGCUCCAUGAACUUCAACACCCCAGGCGCUGUUGUCGCGGUUGAGAAUGACUACGGGGUCAUGACGGAGCGACAGAAGGAAAACGCUGCGAUGUUUUGAUCAGCAACUCUGUUCGGUAAGAACUCUGAUGCUUUAGGGCCAGCUUUUUCAUGAAACUGCCUUUUUCAUAAAAACUAGCAAAUAAUUAUAGUCUUAAAGACGAUGUGACCAGGGGCCGAUUUCACAAAGCAAUAAUUUCAAGAUUUCACCAGCAAAAAAAAUACUCAGUACUGUUUAACUGCUUGCUCUUGGUGCAAAUGUGAUCAAAAAGAACAUUUACAAGCACAAAAUAAUUCAACUUGAUUUAUACCUAAAACAAGGUUGGCAACCAAAAAAAGAACUUCCAAGUAGUUGAUUAUUUAAGAUUUUAUUUUAUACGACAACGAGGCUGCUCAACAAAAAGACUGGUAAACAUUCUUUAUUUUAAAACAUAAUAAGUGUGAAACUUUUGUUGUAUUCAUUUUGGUAUUUUAUUUUAUUAUGUAAACAUACCACCUUUUUAGCCUGUAUGUUAUUUGUUUACUCUAAAAAAUCUGACACAUUCAUUGUUCUUGUUUGCAACCUAUAUACCAGAAAUUUAGUAAUAAGCUUUAUUUGUGGAUUUGCAUAACAUUGGUAAGAGUUAAAGACCUGCUUGAACGACAAUGUCAAGUCGUGAA
Asterias rubens (European starfish) is the source of this 5484-nucleotide messenger RNA. Its product is annotated as hemicentin-2-like. Gene Ontology annotation, biological process: homophilic cell-cell adhesion; axon guidance; dendrite self-avoidance. Gene Ontology annotation, molecular function: cell-cell adhesion mediator activity. Gene Ontology annotation, cellular component: axon; plasma membrane. The transcript is spliced from 22 exons. NCBI's taxonomy places the organism in Eukaryota, Metazoa, Echinodermata, Asteroidea, Forcipulatida, Asteriidae. Bases 56 to 4885 code for a protein of 1609 amino acids. The record is from RefSeq and is a predicted model, not a curated record.